AUGAUCGGAAUAACUGUGACACCUGAUGAAGAAAAAAACUUGAAUCAUUAUGUACAAGUUUUACAGAAUCUAGUAUUAAGUGUUCCCACUAGGGAGCCAGGCCAAGAGAAAAUAUCAAAGUCUCCAAAUAACGUUUAUUCUAUGAAACCGAAGUCUUCAAAAUUUAAGGAGCUAAUUUCACAUGACAAAGCUUCAACUGAGAAUGAUAUUUUAAGCGACCCUAUCAGUGAUAAAGCUACACCUUUCCCUACUAGAGACUUCCAACCUGAAAUAAGGAGGAACAAACGUACUAAAAGUACACCAUUCUGGUCAAUUAAACCAAAUAACAUUUCUGUUAUUUUAAGUUCAAAAGUACCUUAUAUUGAAAGAGAAGAGCCAGAGCCAGAGCCAGAGCCAGAGCCAGAGCCAGAGCCACAAUUUAGAGCACCAAUGUUAUGGCCAAAUGUUACUGAAUUACCUCCAAGUCCUUCAAGUAGGAGCACUGACUGGGAUACCACCACAGAACUAGAAGAUGUUCCUCAGCUCUCAGGGGAAUAUGAAAUACCAAUUUAUGAAAGUCAACCACUAAUUUUGAGUAAUGAAGAAAUUUUGGAUAAAAUAUCAGAUAUUCGUUCAGAAGUACAACAUGUACCUCUUGUUGAGAGCCUCAAGCCAGAAUAUAGAGAGGACAUUCGAGCCUCUAGAGAGAACCUAAAACGAAGCCUUGCUUUAGCAGAAGCAGCAGAACACAGAUUACAAAAAAUGUAUAAAUCCCAGUUAUUACCAGUAGGACGCAGCAGUUUUCCCAGUGAUGAUAUUGAAACUAUUAUUAACAUGCUGUAUAAUUCUAGAUCUAAGUUAUCUCAAUAUUUAGAUAUUAAAUAUGUUCCAUUAGAGAUGAGACAGAAAGCUACUACAGUAAUCCAUAUAUUGAAAAACAGAUUAUGUAUGCAGAGCCGGGGCUCACAUCCUAUAGUCACCUCCUCAGAGUGGAGGCUGGUGCAAAAAGCCCUGAAUUAG
This is a messenger RNA of Myotis myotis, 999 nucleotides long. It is a transcript of the gene SPESP1, whose product is annotated as sperm equatorial segment protein 1. The transcript is spliced from 4 exons. NCBI's taxonomy places the organism in Eukaryota, Metazoa, Chordata, Mammalia, Chiroptera, Vespertilionidae. The record is from RefSeq and is a predicted model, not a curated record. The coding region runs from base 1 to 999 and encodes 332 amino acids. Gene Ontology annotation, cellular component: acrosomal vesicle. Gene Ontology annotation, biological process: fusion of sperm to egg plasma membrane involved in single fertilization; acrosome reaction.